GGCAAGUCUGUAACAAACAUCCAUAUUGCUUCAUAUAUAUUAAUGGCAAGGUGUGUAAGGCAGGUAUACAAGGAACAUGCCAUGGGUAACGUGAUGCAUACUACAUAAAACUAAGAUGUCCUGAUAAGAACAACAUUAUUUUUCAAAUGUGUCAUCUUUUAAGACAGUCAUUCACAAAAGUUACGAAGAAGUGAUUUCUGCACAGCAAAAAAAAAAAAAAAAUAUUCAUGAUUGUAUAUGUACCUUUGCUUUGCUAUUUAAUUUAUAUCUUUAUGAGUACAUUUAUACAUUUUCUAGCAAUAGUCCUCUACCAAUGAUACAUUUGUGUUAGAACACAGGUAAGGUAGCUGGAUUGUGUUAAAACAAAGAGACUAGUCUUGGUGCGCGAUGUGUUGUCGCCAGCCUCUUCUUUAGAGGCAACCACCGCCAACGCUCUUUCACCCCAGUUGUUAUUGGUGUUCUUUGUGUUUGACUGUUACCUGUUGCCGAUUUCUAACAAGUGUUCAGUACAAUGAAUCUUUUCUAUAAAAAAUAAAAGAAACUUAGUGCACUUCACAUUUUGGCCGACGGGGAGGUAUAAAUUUAAGACUUUGCCCACCCCUUGCGGUGCGAUGAAACGUCGGCCCCUGGCCUUGUACCUUGCGAACGGAUAAGAGUUGUUCUCACCCAGCAGUCCAGAGAUACACCAUCGCAGUUCCGCGUGUAACUCUUACUACUGUAAUUGUUUUAAGCAAAAAACGCUUUGUGUUCAGAGUUGACAGUGUUUUGGAGAUCUGUGUUACUUUGCUUAAAAAUUCCUGUUGAAGUCAUUACAAGAUGUCAACUUCCACAAAUCAGAGCAAGAAUAUCCUUCCCGUUUGAGAGGUAUAUAUGCAUACCGAAAAAGGUCGAAUGAUAUCAAUGAUCCAGGCAGUGGGAAAGCUAGACAUACGCGUGAGCCACCAAUGGAAGGAGCGUAAUCGAGAUGACUUGGCAACUGCAAGCAGGAGAAGCGGGUGGCUCUAGGGGUGAGCUGCUUCACAACCCAAGCAGCAUGCGGCCGUUUAGAGUUUUUGUCAUCAUUCUCUGUCUCGGUGAAUGUUCGCCACUACAACUCACAAUGAGCGACAGUCAAAUGCUCAUUGCAAAUUGUACGAAACGAAGUGUGGAGUCGGGGAUGGACGGACUUCAUCACAUCCAGAUGACGGUUGGUGCUAAACUGACCCGUAACAGCAAGCUCAGUUUGUCCAGCUUGGCACAGGUUUUACCCGGAGAAACCGCAAAGCUCGUCGCUGGCGCCAUACAGCCAGAAGAUGGCGUUGCUCGUGGCAGACUCGCUCCACGUGUUGACAGAUGUUAUCUGGAAGUGAGGUUGUUAGAGGUGGUUAACGAUCUCUCUUUCAAGUGCAUUUACACCGAAAAGACAGCGCUGCACGAAGUAGGCAAGAGUAUUGACGACGACCCAGUGGUGCAAACGCAAGCGGUGGUCAAGUUGACCUGCUGGUGUGUGGACUGUGACGUCACAAAUAUCUCACUCAGCCGGAAAAACGUGGACACCAACGAGUCGGUUGUUCUGACACCAGAACACGACAACGGCAACGGCACAAACCAAAUUUUUGAUACGUCAGACGACACGGUCGUCUACAGGCGUGUUGUCACCAGCUCGGAAGCGAACCUCACUGCCUACGUGCGCCAGCCGAGCGAUCGCGUGACGUAUGUUUGUAACGUCUUCGGUCCUUCCGGUUCCAUUGCGAAAGAGCUUCCUGUGAUGGGAGACAGGAGGCCCACGACUGUUACUUUUUCAUUUAAGGCGACGGCGCGUUUCGAGAGCGUGAUCGGCAGCGACAACCCGACGACCUACAAGACGACAACGUACGUCUUCCUCGCCAUGUGCAUCGCCCUCGCUGGUGUUGUUAUCGUGGGACUGUCAAAGUUCAACGCAUUCAGGAAGUGCCGAAUAUCCCGACGGAACUUUCACGCGGUGCCAGACAAUGAGUUAGCACUCACUUCUCACCUGUGAUAAACUUUAGAAAAUAAGGGUACGCUUGCAGGGUGGAGAUGGAGUUAACUAAGCAAGUGGAGAUAAACUGAUUCCGUCUUUGAACAGUGACGUCUUCUCCAGGACCGUCGAGAGCCAGUAUAGGCCCAAAUAGCCCUUGCACUAAUUGUAUAAUUUUUCAAAUUUAUAAUGGUCUGCUUACAAUUCAAUUGUCGAUAUUUACAUUUCAUUCAAACACAUAUAGUCAGCAAACGUCGAUAUACACAUGUGCAUACAACUAUGAUCUAGACUCCUAAUGCAGAAAUAAACGGCUUUACAGUCUUGCCCUUAGGGGUUUUGGUGAGACAAAAUCCGUCGACCCCUACCCUCUUCAGCCCCCAUUAGUUGAAAUACUAAUUAGUAAUUUUAUAAAGAUAAAUCAGAAGUUUAUUUGUACAUUGUUCUGUCUAAAGUAGACUCUUCUUGCUGGCUGUCCACUACCUCACAAGCUUCAGAAAGUCCAGAACUCAUCUGCUCGUCUCCUUUUCAAGACUCUCAAAUGUGAACAUCUCACACCACUUCUUCACUCUCUUCAUUGGCUAGCAGUUAAAGCUAGAAUAGACUACAAGCUCUCAACUCUAUACUAUGGAUUCGUCGAAGGCUUCUUCCCCCACUACUUUACUGGAAUCUGAAUUGUCUGUCCUCACCCCUGCCCGAAACCUUCGCUCCUCAUCAGACUCCCACAUUCUAUCCUCCCUCCCACAAAAACAGUCACAUACGGACAACGGACGUCCUCCCUCUGUGCUGCUAAGCAGUGGAACUCUCUUCAUUUUCUUACAUUUA
This is a messenger RNA of Pomacea canaliculata, 2800 nucleotides long. RefSeq lists its product as uncharacterized. The coding region runs from base 965 to 1999 and encodes 344 amino acids. The record is from RefSeq and is a predicted model, not a curated record. Lineage: Eukaryota; Metazoa; Mollusca; Gastropoda; Architaenioglossa; Ampullariidae. The transcript is spliced from 3 exons.